AUGAAAACAGUGAUUACUGGUAUUCUGCUCCUCGCAUUGGCUCUUUGUUUUGUUCUCGCCACUCAGGGAGGUGUCCUUGCUGAGACUCCAACCAUGACUGCUGAUUCAUUGAAUCACAGGAAACUUGUAAAGAAGGUGAAUAAAAAAUAUGGAAGAAAACUAGUUAAGAAGUAUCUAUGCAAGAAGGUGAGAAAGCUUAUCAGAAGAUUAAAGAAGUGUGUCAAGAAGAUUAAACUUUCCAAGAAAUUGAAGGCUCUCCUAAAGGCCAGAUUGGCUAAACUUGCAAAAUUGAGAUCUCAAAUCAAGAAGAUUAAAGUAUGCAAGCAUGGUAAAGGCGUCAUUAAGAUCUCCUUGAAGAGAAUUCUCAAGCUCAAGAAGCUAUUGAGAAAGUUGUUGAAAGGAAAAUGUUAUCCACCCAAGAAGAUUUAA
Messenger RNA from Naegleria fowleri, 429 nucleotides. RefSeq lists its product as uncharacterized. The record is from RefSeq and is a predicted model, not a curated record. Bases 1 to 429 code for a protein of 142 amino acids. NCBI's taxonomy places the organism in Eukaryota, Heterolobosea, Eutetramitea, Acrasida, Naegleriidae. The transcript has a single exon.